Messenger RNA from Neolamprologus brichardi, 822 nucleotides. The record is from RefSeq and is a predicted model, not a curated record. NCBI's taxonomy places the organism in Eukaryota, Metazoa, Chordata, Actinopteri, Cichliformes, Cichlidae.
ACUAUCUUGGGGACAAAUGCUUUUAAAUCUCGCCCAUCUUUCUCUUCUGUUACAACAGCCUGUGAGAAGAAAGAAAAUGCUGUCUACAGUCAAACAGUGGCUGUGAUUGAUACUCCAGGUCUGUUUGACACCAGAAAUUCACUCAGAGAGGUGCUUGAAGAGAUCGCUGUGUGCAUCUCCUUUGCUGCUCCAGGUCCUCAUGUGUUCCUGGUUGUGCUGCAGGUCAACAGAUUCACACCAGAAGAACAAAAAACUAUAAAAAUCAUUCAGAUGAUGUUUGGAGAGGAAGCAAAAAAUUACACUAUGUUCUUGUUCACACAUGGAGACUUUCUGGGAGAAAACAGCAUAGAAGAAUUAAUGAGUGAAAAUCAGCAAGUUAAAGAACUCAUUGAUAAAUGCCCUGGAGGAUAUCAUGUUUUUAACAACAAAGAUGAAGAUCAAUCUCAAGUCCAAGAACUGCUGAGGAAAAUCAAUGAAAUGGUUCAGAGAAAUGGAGGAAAAUACUACACCAACAGGAUGUUCAAAGAUGCCCAAGAAGCCAUAAGAGAAGAAAUGAAGCGCCUUCUUAGAGAAAAUCCUCUGAUAGAGGUUGAAGAAGCAAGAAGAAGGGCAGAGAGUAGUAACAAAUUCAUUUGGGGUGUUUUAAAGGGUGCUUCUGCUGGAGCUGGUCUUGGAGCUGGUCUUGGAGCUGGUCUUGGAGCUCUGGCAGGGCCUGCAGGAGCUGCAGUAGGAGCUGCAGUAGGAGCUCCACUGGGAGCAGUAGUGGGAGCCACUGUGUCUUCAGCUAUGGCUGUGAAAGAGAAAGCAUGCAUCAUACAAUAA